This is a messenger RNA of Aspergillus calidoustus, 2461 nucleotides long. The record is from the annotation of a GenBank genome assembly. Lineage: Eukaryota; Fungi; Ascomycota; Eurotiomycetes; Eurotiales; Aspergillaceae.
CGGGUUCCAGGUUGCAUUGGGGGGCGGAGUCCCAGCAGCGAGCCUUGACUCGAAGGCUUCGGUCGGUCAUCAUGAAUCAACCAACGUCUCUGGCGGAUGAAGAGGGCUACUUCCAUGAUACCAAGUUGAGAGGGGGCUCCUUCCUGUCGUGGUUCUUUCCUGGUGGUUGUCAACAGCGCAACGCACCUGCCCUAACCGGGGGGCGCUCCCAGCCAACUCCCCCAACCUCGAGCUCCCGCCGUCUUCCACCCUCUUGUCUCUCGAUCCAUCAUCCAUCAUCCAUCAUUCGUUUACCAAACAGCUCGUUUCACAUUCGUUUACAUCUCAUCGCUCAUUAUCCACUACACAAAUCAUCACAUCGCAAGAAAUUGCACCCAAAGAUCUUCUAUAUUACCUGUCAUUUCUGACGUUUCCAAACACGAUCAACGCAAUCACAACCCAUUCGUUGAGAAACAUGUCUCAUUCUAAACCCCCUCACGAUCGCUACAUCCCAGAAUAUUUCCGCGAACCGUCGAGUGGAAACCAGACACCUCUCUCCCCCAGCACUGCCGGAGAGGGCAAUCCCCAGACCGACACUGACGAGCCUCGGGCCAGAACGCAAGAUCCUGUCCAGCCCACCGCUACGGACGAACGCUGCCCUUCGCCGAAUACCCAGUGUGACCCCGAGCGGUACGUGGUCGAGGACAGCCACGAGGAUGGAUCGGUCGGUCCGGACAAGAUUGACAUGCUCAGGGUGAAGGCAGAGAAGGAUCCGCCACUCAGGGAGGAGCUCAUUCGGCUCGCUCAGUAUCUCCAGGAAUAUAGGCCGGGUUUGCUCGACAGUACAGACGAGAUUGGGAGCAUCGAACAUGAAGCUGGACAGGAUUGGCAGUUCAGGCGCCGGCUGCUGGAGCUCAUCCGCUUGCUUGAUUCCAAGAGCAUCCUGCGGCGCAACGGCCACUGGGUGGUUCACUGCCCUCAGGGCGACAGGCGUGCCUCGGCUCCAUCCAGCAUCGAUGUUCCGCCGUCUUCAAUGCCGGCCCAGCCACGCACCAUACUCCCACCAGCCACUGGCCCGGUUGACCCUUUGUCUGAAUCGAGCUCAGCGGCAAAACAAGUUCAGGCGGAAGAAAGUGCAGACUCUCUUCAGGUUGAACCUGCGUCUGAACCGGACUCGGAGGCAAAACAAUCCCAAGCGGAAGAGAAUCCACAGCCGCCUCGAUCUAGCGAGACGGGCUCACCAACUAGGCAAGUCUCCGACAAGGAAUUCGCUUCUGAUAGCGGCAUCCAGCUGGUCUCUCAACCAGGCCAAACACAUCCAGCCCCGCAGCGAGGAGGAGGUGGUGAUGUCCGUAAGCGCAAACGGGACCCUUCACCCCCCACUGCUAGCAAGCUAUCGACAGAUCCUAGACAGACCUGUCCUCGGCCAGUCUCGUUGUCUAAUGAUCCGUUCUCGGACCCUUCAGCACCGGCACCGUCCGCUCACUCGGCUUCUACCCCUGAGGCCAUGGGCAUGGUCGACCGGUGCACGCGAGAGCCUCAGCAAGAAGAGCCCGAUUAUACCUCAUUCCCCGAGCCAGCGCCAAGUGAGACGUCCAACCAGCCCGCGUCGAAUGUCGGGGAUGAAGCGAAGGCUUCGGUGUCCACCUCGAUGAGACCACAAGGACCACGCCCAGAAUCUCUUCGCAAGAAACAACCGCCAGAUCACUCUGUGCAAACCGAUCUCCCCAGCGGCUUUUCGGAAGGGGGCCUGAUCUCGGUUCCCGAUACCCCCACGCACCCACGCUGGGGAACCUCUCCGGGUCCGAUUGAAGGCAGCCAGGGCAGCGGAAACGCUGGGCGUGAUGGCCAAUCCGGGGCCAACGGAUCCAAUGCAAGCCACUCCAGCCAUCGCUCUUCUUUCGAGAGCCCCCCAGAUGGUGUGAGACGCUACUCAAGGCCUAUCAAGGUCCAGUCACCAGAGCCCGAAGCCAAGGGACCUCCACAUUAUGCGCCUCCACGCACUACACCUCCACCUCGAUGGGAUCCUCCUCAACCCAAUGACCGAUCUGCCUCGCCACCUCCUCCUCAACUCUUCACUGGACGUCUGACCCGCGUAAAUGCUUCGGGCGAAAGAGGUCAGUCAAACGCUACCCAGCUGUGGGCGCUUCCGAUCUCGAUGUGUGCCUAUUGUCAUGGAGCCAUAGAGGAAGGGUACUUUUCUCGUCUGCAAAUACCCCCACCCGUGAGAGUUAUCGACGGUGUGCCCGAUGCCCAUCCGGAGAGAAGAAUUGAUAGAGGCGGGCGGGCAGCACAGCCAACCCAGGUGUGGGUUCGCACGGAGAUCCGCCAGCCAUUUGGGCCAUUGACGGUGAUUUGCGAAGUCUGCAACAGCUGGUUCCAUCACAGAUGCGUCGAGGCGUACAAGAACCAGGCAAAGGUGGACAGCCGCAGCGGGCUCAUGUGCCCCCGCUGCCCAGAGCCUUGGGAUCCGCAGUCGUGA